Molecule: messenger RNA, 2118 nt
Organism: Vollenhovia emeryi
Lineage: Eukaryota; Metazoa; Arthropoda; Insecta; Hymenoptera; Formicidae
Product: high affinity copper uptake protein 1-like
Exons: 6
Coding region: 82-573 (163 amino acids)
Biological process (GO): copper ion transmembrane transport
Cellular component (GO): membrane
Molecular function (GO): copper ion transmembrane transporter activity
Source: RefSeq, a predicted model, not a curated record
ACAAAAAUUUCCUUGCGCGAUAUCAUAAAGCACGCGCUGUCUUUUACGAGAGCAUCUGACGGUGCGAUAUCCUAAGGCAAGAUGCAUGGAAUGUCAUUUCAUGGCGGCGUCGCGGAAACUAUUCUGUUUAGUGGCUGGAACAUAAAUAAUGCGCAGGGAAUGGUCGGUUCCGUGAUCGGCGUCAUUCUUUUAACCGCAUUGUACGAAGGGCUAAAAUCUUAUCGUGAGUAUCUCUUCGCGCGCACGACGUUUCUUACGGAGAACCAAGAGAAGAAAUCCAGAAAUGCAUUAUUGUUUUCCGGAGUGCAUUUCUUCCAAACGUUUCUACACGUGAUCCAAGUGGUGCUUGGCUAUUUUCUCAUGUUUAUUUUUAUGACAUACAACUAUUGGCUUUGCAUCGCUAUCGGAGUUGGAACAGCUUUCGGAUAUUGGUUAUUCUCAUGGGAGAAAAGUAGAAGGAAGAAAGGGCCAAUGCGAGCCAACAUCAUGUGUAUGUGCGAUUUUGUCAAAUAUUUAGACCAAAUUUUUCAGAAUUCCAAACGUUUCGACCCGUUUUUGGAUCAUCCUCAGUGAAGCUGAUUAAAUCAAUAACUUAAAAUGACAAUGUCUCCGAGACAUAUCCUCUGACAAAUUCAAUGCGUUUUAUUUAUUUCUUUGAACUGGUGAUUGCCAAGUAAAGAGAAUAAUUGUUUGUUUAAAUUUUUCGAAAUUGCGAGAGGACAGUCACGACGAGUGGCAAAUAACAACUUACUUUUUGUACAUUAAUUAAUUUAUAUUUUCAAGAAGUUAAAUAAAGAUAACAUUUUCAAGAAACGUUAUCUAAUCUAAUCUAGCUUAUUACGGACAUGUUCACCUCGUUUAUUGCUGGCGUUGGUGUUUCAUUUAUCAGACAAGCGGACGUAAGUCAAUUCUUCGCUGAUGUUGAAUAUUUCGCCACUUGUCGAAUAACAUAAGAGCGUUUGACACGAUGGCGGACAAUCGGAGUAGCGCAGCAAAUUGUUGUUCGAAAUCCAACGAGCAUCAGUUUAAAUCGGCCCGUCAUAUUAUUUUCGGAUGGGACAGAUUCAAUUCCAUAUCGUGGUUGCUACUAUUAGUGCUCUUCUGCAUUUGGUGCAUAGCGUUCUUUUGUGCCUACAAACCAGAUCAGAUAAUAAAAGAUGAUCAUGAUCAUCAUUGAAGAGAGAAAUGUAUGGAGAAAACCAUAACUGAAUGGGAUUAUUAAUAGAACGUAAACGGAAACAUCGGAUUUUUACAAACUUAUCAAAAGAGAUUAUCUAAAAGAAAAAUGAAAUAAAUGUUCAAAAUUAAUAAUUUAGUAAUUAAAUUAUGUGUUAAAUAAUAAUUCGAUAGUAAAAUAAAUGUCUCUUGCAAAAAACAAUUUGUGAUAACAUUUGAAAAGCUGAACAUUAACUAGACUUUACUUGCAACUUUUCGCCUUUGCUGUUAUUUAAAAAAGAGCUGCACUUCUCGAAUUCGUUUAGAGGGUCCCUUUUCUACCCUGAAAGUACGAGAAAUUACAUUUGGGAAUUGCGAAUCCCAGGAGGAAUGCCACAGCCUACGCCCAACCCAAGCGUGCACAAUUGCACCAGAAAUAGAUGACAACAUGUUUGAUGCGGGAAAAAAUACAACAUUAGGAUAAAGUAUUUACGCGCUCUCAGAAUUUCUUUCCAAAUAGAAAUAAUAUUUUAAACCUAUUUGAUGCGAACAAAUAAGAAAUAAACAACUAUAAGCAGGAAAUAAUAAGGUUUCGAGUUUUUUCUCGCGAUGAUAAUACAGUAUUUAAAAUAUAUAUGUAUAUUAUUUAAACAUAUUUAAAGUAUACAUAUAUAGUAUAGUACCUAAGAUAUGAUAACAAGUGUUUGAAAAGAUAUUCUCUUAUUAUGAAGAAUCAAAUAUAAAAAUCAGAUUUUAAAUGUAUUAAUAAUUAUUAUUACUGUAUACUUCGCAUAACCAUUAGCUUUUUUAAUAACCUUAAUUGAAUAUUACCAUAAUAUCACAUUUUCUAUUUUCUACUGCAAGCAUACCGAUUUAAUGUAAGCAUCUAUAAUGUAUAGAGUGAAUUUAACAAUAAAUGCAUGUGUCACCAUGUGAUUUGUGACUUGAAUGUCUCGGUACAGA